AACAGAGAUCGAGAGAGAAUUUAGCAAUGGAGGCUGAAGAUUCGACUCGGGAGUUCAUGAGAGAUGUUAAGCGCGUCAUAAUCAAGGUCGGAACUGCGGUUGUCUCUAGAGAUGAUGGGAGAUUAGCUCUUGGAAGAUUGGGUGCACUCUGCGAGCAGAUUCAUGAACUUAACGAUAUGGGAUACGAGGUUGUUUUGGUCACUUCCGGUGCUGUUGGUGUUGGUCGUCAACGCCUUCGAUACAGGAAAUUAGUCAACAGCAGCUUUGCCGACCUACAAAAACCGCAGCAGGAACUUGACGGAAAAGCUUGCGCCGCUGUGGGGCAAAACGGUCUAAUGGCUCUCUACGAUACUUUGUUCAGCCAGUUGGAUACGACAUCCGCACAACUUCUAGUAAGCGACAAUGAUUUCAGAGAUCCGGCUUUCCGGAAACAGCUAAACGAAAACGUCGAAUCGUUGUUGUCUCUCAAAGUUGUUCCUAUUUUCAACGAAAACGACGCAGUCAGUACCAGGAAAGCACCAUAUGAGGAUUCGUCCGGGAUAUUUUGGGACAACGACAGUUUAUCGGCUCUUUUAGCAAUGGAGCUAAACGCCGACCUUCUCGUUCUGUUGAGCGAUGUGGAUGGUCUUUAUAGCGGACCGCCAAACGAAUCGCAUUCCGAAUUAAUUCAUACGUACGUGAAGGAAAAACACGAGGGCCUAAUUACUUUCGGCGAUAAGUCGAGGGUCGGAAGAGGAGGUAUGACUGCUAAAGUCAAAGCUGCCCUUUACGCAGCUCAAGCCGGUACCCCUGUUGUUAUCACAAGUGGUUUCGUGGCCGAUAGUAUAAUAAAAGUACUGGAUGGGAAGCAUAUCGGCACGCUGUUCCAUCAAGAUGCUAGUAAGUGGGUCCCACACGGAGAGGUUGGUGCGCGUGAGAUGGCUGUAGCAGCUAGGGAAUGUUCUAGAAGACUGCAGGCUAUGUCUUCGGACGAGAGGGGUAAAAUUUUAAUCGACGUAGCUGAUGCUUUGGAAGCAAACGAAAAGGUGAUAAUCGCCGAAAACGAAGCCGAUGUCGCUCUUGCCCUUCAAGACGGAUAUGAAAGAUCGUUGCUGUCUAGGCUCGAAUUGAAGCCUGAUAAGAUUAAAAGUCUUGCAAAUGCGGUUCGCAUGCUAGCAAAUAUGGAGGAGCCUGUCGGCCGAAUUUUGAAGAGAACAGAGCUUUCAGAAGGAUUUGUAUUGGAGAAGACCUCGUGUCCAUUGGGUGUUCUUUUGAUCAUUUUCGAGUCUCGUCCUGAUGCAUUAGUGCAGAUAGCUUCAUUAGCACUACGGAGUGGGAACGGGCUCCUUCUAAAAGGCGGAAAGGAGGCUAGACGUUCAAAUGCAAUCUUGCAUAAGGUGAUUACUUCAGCCAUCCCGGAAAGUGUCGGGGAACAACUUAUUGGACUGGUGACUUCCCGAGAAGAGAUCCCCGAAUUGCUCAAGCUGGAUGAUGUAAUCGAUCUUGUGAUUCCGAGAGGCAGCAACAAACUUGUUACUCAAAUCAAGGCUGCAACGAAGAUUCCCGUUUUAGGUCAUGCUGAUGGAAUAUGCCAUGUUUACGUAGAUAAGUCGGCUGAUAAGGACAUGGCGAAACAGAUUGUUUUGGAUGCAAAAACGGAUUAUCCUGCUGCGUGCAAUGCUAUGGAAACACUACUUGUUCACAAGGAUUUGGUGCAGGACGGCAGCCUAAACGAGCUUAUUGUCGAACUUCAAUUCAAAGGUGUCAAAAUAUUUGGUGGACCAAAAGCUAGUGCUUUACUGAAUAUUCCAGAGGCGAGCUCGUUGCACCAGGAAUAUAGUUCUCUUUCUUGCACUGUUGAAAUUGUUGACGACGUAAAUGCCGCCAUCGAACAUAUACACGAGCACGGAAGUGGACACACGGACUGCAUUGUAACUGAAGAUCGUCAAGUUGCGGAAGCAUUUUUACGUCAAGUUGACAGCGCUGCUGUAUUUCACAAUGCGAGUACAAGGUUUAGCGAUGGCUUCCGUUUUGGAUUAGGGGCAGAGGUUGGCAUUAGUACAAGCCGAAUUCAUGCUCGUGGCCCUGUAGGUGUUGAAGGAUUGCUUACAACACGAUGGCUUGCAAGAGGAAGUGGGCAAGUGGUGAAUGGUGAUAAAGAGAUUGCAUACACUCACAAGGAGUUGAAGCUGCAGGCUUGAAUCUACUUGUCUUAUUAUUACUAUUAUUAUCAUAUAUAAUAGAGUUUUACGAAUUUCGAAUUUUGGCAUCUCAUGUUUUUACGAGAACGAGAAGUUUGCAGCAGGUUUGGGGUGUUGUCAUAUGGAAGCAUAAAUAAGUUGGAUGGAAUUGUCCAUGACUGUAAUUUUUUGGCUUUCAUUGACAAACACCGUCGAUUAUUUAACAUUUUUUUUAUUUAUUGA
Molecule: messenger RNA, 2402 nt
Organism: Erythranthe guttata (spotted monkey flower)
Lineage: Eukaryota; Viridiplantae; Streptophyta; Magnoliopsida; Lamiales; Phrymaceae
Product: delta-1-pyrroline-5-carboxylate synthase
Cellular component (GO): cytoplasm
Molecular function (GO): glutamate-5-semialdehyde dehydrogenase (NADP+) activity; ATP binding; glutamate 5-kinase activity
Source: RefSeq, a predicted model, not a curated record